GAUUUGCGCAAUUCACUUAUUCAGAAGAAGAUACUGGAAAUCCACCUUAUGUUAAUUCUAUUAAACAUUAUGAUGAUAGUGAGGACACGUUCAUUGUUCGCAUUAGUCGCAAAUUGAUUUCUAGUAGCGAUAGAGUAUGUUAUGAGCAGAAAUUACUGAUUCGUGUUGUUCAAGGAAACGGGAAUGUUAUUGAAAUAGAUCCUGCCACUUUUACGAAUAUACAAGAUGUAAAUUAUUGCUUGUUCAGUGAUGCAAAAAAAACAGAUCCUUUGAGAAUAUAUCCAUUAUUCGGCCAAUAUAUUCUAGUGACAUAUGUUAAUGCAAGUAAUACUUCCGAUAAUACCACCUUCAGAGACAUGGGAAUGGUUAUAGAUUGGACUGGGCAAAUUAAAAGCGAACUCGAUUUUGGGCCAUCUUACUUGACUCCGAAUACUACGCAUCGGAUUGUAAGUGAAAAGAUAGUAAAUAAUAUCAAUCCCCUAAAUGGAUUUUCACGUUUAUCAAUGGUUUCUGGAACAACGAAUUCUAAUUUGAGUCAAUUUGAACAUAUAGGAAAUGGAAACUUCAAUUUAUUAAAGAAUAAUACAAUAGAAGUAAAUACUAUUACUUAUUAUGAGCUUGAAGUGUUUUCAACUUUAAAUGGUGGAUAUGCAAUUGUGUUCGCUAACACAACUAAAUCGAAUACUACAAAUUCUGCGCAUGCAGGAAUAUAUGCCAUAUUUUUAAAUAAUCAAACCAAUACACCUUCAAAGGUUAUUUUAUAUGAAUCACCGAAUAGCAAUUUAAUAUUCAACCGUUUUUUAGUUUGUUCUGUCGAUUAUGUUUCAAUUGGCCAUUCAUGCAUAAUAUUUAUAGAAGAAACACAUAUUUUUACUAAUAUUACUACCAAUAGUACUACCAAUAGUACUAAUAUAAACACAACUACUCUUGUUUCUGCAAUUGCGACAACGAUACGCUUUCUUUCCUCCGGAGCCGUGAUAAAAUAUGAUCAAAUGUCAAUUCCAGAUCUAAAUAAUCUUAAAACAUUGUCUUAUGGUGGAUAUGUAUUAAUAUCAAGAAAUAGUCCUGGUCGUGGUUAUUUUUUCAACUAUACUCUUUAUGGUGAAGACGAUAGUGUAUUAAAUAGAUCUCAAAAAUUUUCUUCAAAUGUAUUUGGUGCAUUUGACGUAUUGAAAAAUAAUACAAUGCUGAUAGCUCUAAAUGAAACAUCUGAAACAUCUACAUCAUGGGAUUUGACUUCAAUUGAUUUACCUCGACUUUAUAAUGAUUUUGGUUAUGGCAAUUUACAAGUGAACUCAACAGACCCUCCACAAAAUACUGAUAUGCAAUUAAAUUCCGAAAAUAUUUCAAUCACGUUUAAAAAGUCCAUUUCCCUAUCGGAUGGUAACAUAAAUAUUUUCCAAACAACCGGUCCUGGAAAAGACAUUCUUCGGCAAAGGAUUAAUUCAAAAAUUUGUAGUGUUAAUUAUAAAUGUUUUGUUGAUAACUCCACCGUUAAACUCAGUAUGCUUCAAUGUACCUUUAAUGAUCCAGGUGGUAAAUAUUAUAUACAAAUUGAUAACAAUUUUGUAGAGGAUGCAGAAUACAAAGAACCGUUGCUAGGAAUUAGCCCAAAUAAGUGGAUUUUUAAUUUAGCUAACGAUACAUCAAAUAAAAAGCAUGCCG
Molecule: messenger RNA, 1665 nt
Organism: Dentiscutata heterogama
Lineage: Eukaryota; Fungi; Glomeromycota; Glomeromycetes; Diversisporales; Gigasporaceae
Source: the annotation of a GenBank genome assembly